Molecule: messenger RNA, 3229 nt
Organism: Opisthorchis viverrini
Lineage: Eukaryota; Metazoa; Platyhelminthes; Trematoda; Opisthorchiida; Opisthorchiidae
Exons: 13
Biological process (GO): protein demethylation
Molecular function (GO): protein methylesterase activity
Source: RefSeq, a predicted model, not a curated record
GAGUACCGGUUUAAGCGGGAGGUUGAGCUCCAGCGGGCUCUCUUAGAGGCGCAUAGCAAAGCUGAGUUAGCCAAAAUUGAGCUAGAGGCCGAAGCGGACUCACUAGAUGAAGUCUGGGAACCAGUGGCCCUAAAUAAACGAUUAGCGGGGCAUUUCGAAUCGGGCCAUAUUGAGUCACCGCAGUACAAACAGCCUGAUGCACCUAGCGCAGCACGUAUUCCUUCCGAAACCUUCUUGCGUUACCAGUAUAUUGGUACUCAUGGGAUUCAGGGAGAAAUUCUACGCCAAGGCAGCAUUACACCUUUGAUUCGCUUGUGCAUUCCAGGUGAACGAAAGCAACCGAACGACAAAAACAAAUCCGAACCGGAAACGCGGGACAAAAGCCUCGGUUCUGUGUAUAAAUCCGUGAAGAUCGUAAAAACAUUCCAGGAUUCUGGAACAGCGACACUGUUUCCAUGCCCAAUUACGGUUUCCUUCCCUGAGUUGAAAUGUGCCUUUGGCUCUGUGGACCCUCAAGCACUAUGGCAAUAUUUGUGGAGCAAUGGUGCCCUCUUCAAUGCGCUGUACGCCAACUCAGGCGGAUGUAUGAAGGUCUACGGAAAGCUCUCGCCUGAGUUCAUAACAUCAGGCGGUGCCAUACAAGACCAUCCUCUUUCACCUUGCCUCUUCAACUUCGCCAUUGAUACUGUUAUGGAACACUCGCUACCAGCCUCUAAUGCCCGUGGAGUCAAAGUUCUCCCGGGGCGUCCGCUCAGAGAUAUCGAGUGGACAGAAGACAUAGCUCUUCUUGGAUCAGACGCCGUGGUAAUGCAAAUAACAUUAAAAAAUGUAACUAAUUCUGCCUUGCGGUUCGGCACGCGCUUUGCACCUGUGAAGUGUAAAGUGCUACUGCAAAAAGAACAUGGUCAACCACAACCUUUUGAGCCUGUCCCUUGGAAUGAAUUUUUCAAUAUCAGAGACGAUAUUGAACUCGAAGUCGGAACGUUCCGGAUUUAUCGAAGGGGUGUUGAAGGACCACUGCUGUUUUUUAUCCAUGGCGGUGGGUUUUCCGCACUGACCUGGGCAGUGUUAAGUGCGACUAUUACCGAGCAAGUAAAAUGCCAGUGUCUGGCGGUCGACAUGCGGGGUCACGGGGAUACGGUUUGUCAGAACGAUGAUGAUCUAUCGAUGGACACAUUGGCCAAAGAUGUGAUCAAAAUCAUAUUUGCCAUGUAUCCGACCGAAGCUCCUCCGAUUAUCCUUGUCGGUCACAGUAUGGGUGGAGCUGUUGCAGUACACGUGGCCCACAAACGUACCAUUCCAUCCCUUGCUGGUCUGGUUGUGAUCGACGUAGUUGAAGGUUCUGCUUUGAAUUCUCUUCAAGGUAUGACCACGUUUCUCAAAAGUCGACCACAGUUUUUCCAGUCUCUUUCCCACGCGAUCGAAUGGAGUGUGCGCAGCUGCCAGUUGCGUAACGUCCAGUCAGCCCGUGUUUCCUUCCCAGGCCAACUAAAGCGAAUCGCUACCGGCCAGACAGCCACAUGCGAAAUGGAACAGGGAAAGGCAUUGAUUUUCUCCUGCCCCAAGUUCUCACCCAACCCCUCGAUCACCAGUCUCCCACUCGAUUCGCCAAACCAGACAAACCCAACAGAUCGGCAACACCCGGAGCCGAUUGCUGAAACUGCCGAUGAUGAGGACAUCGAUGAGCAGCAAAACAACUCACCAGAACAACAGUGUGAUCAUGAAGCACAGCAAGUAAGACUGGUCCACUCUCCGGUUACUUUUGAAUCGUUGUUUUUUCGCAAAGUUAGCGAUUACUUGUUGAAUUCUAUGGUUGAUGAGUCCACAAAGCCCGAUGAACAUCUCGAAUUCCGUCGCGAAUCCCACAGUACUCACCUAACCGACGUUUCGUUCACCAGGUCACAUAACUCAGUGCAGGAAAUACCUCGAUGGGCACAAUAUACAUGGCGUAUUGACCUGAUGAAUACCCAACCAUUUUGGCAGGGCUGGUUUUCUGGAUUGUCGCAACGAUUCCUCUCCAUCCCGGAACCCAAGCUUUUACUGCUAGCCGGUGUGGACCGGUUAGACAAAGAUCUCACCAUUGGCCAAAUGCAAGGCAAAUUCCAGGUACAUGUCUUCCCUAAAUGCGGACAUGCAGUCCAAGAGGACGCACCAGAGAAAGUAGCUGAAUGUCUUGCAAAAUUCCUUGUUCGUAAUCGCUUGACAGAAGCCAGAUCAAAUUGUGGAAACUGAUCUCCUACCGUCACUUUCGUGCUUCAUCAUUAGUCGUUGUCAUGGGGAUGCUUGAUCUGUCCUGAGAUCGAAUUAUGGACCGCACUUUCUCCUGGAGCAUUCGCGACAUCCGUAUACAGCUAUAAUUUGUGAAAGCUACGAAGAAGUGACACGCCCCUGGGCUUGUUUUUGUACGCCCCAACUUUUAACGGAUUCACUGCCCUGGUGACCAAGCCAGCUACUUGUAAUCCCUGACCCACACACAACUCCCCCCGUCACACACACGCAACCCUCCUGCUCCAAGCACAAACCUCCAUUCAUCACUCCAUCUCCUCUUCAGAUUUUGAUAACCUAUUUUUGGUUCACCUCAAGGUUUGCCUGUUCCUAUCUUAGUUUCUGUGCUCUGUUUCGACCGGUACCAGUAACGUAUGAAACCUGUCUAGGCUAUCUCCUACUGCUUGAUUUUACUCCCCAUGUGUCCAUCUUUCGUUGCAUGUUGCCCAGUCCCUGUGUUACAACUCCGUGCACAACAUCCCCAUCUUCUGGUCGUCCACCUUGCUUUCCAUUAACCCCCCCUUCAUCUGCUGAAAGAGGGCCUCAUCCACUUCCUUCAGACUACACUGUUUCUCUCGUUGAUCCAUUGGAUAACGCUGACCUGUCCUCAUCGAUCACGCCUGAAAUCAGAUCUUUCUUGGUAAUGUAUCCGGUUUAUGCUGCAACUGACUUCUGUGAUGAGACAUCUCAACCUCCUUACUCAAUGGGCAUGCUGCCCUCCUAACUGACCCAUCUAGCACAUUUACCUAUCCGCUUUUUGAGAGGACUCGGUCGCUCACCUAUUGGCUCUUGGUAAGCAGGCACUCUCAUUCGUCACUCUUCACAUGCAUUGUCCGGUUUUCCGCAUUUGUAUUCCCUUAGAUCGACUGUUCCGAUAACUUCAGCCACACUGUGGUCAUGUGCGUUUCAGUCUAUGUAGCCCAUCGUCGUGGCGGGCGUGUGCGCAAAAGAAAAUCGUUGAACA